Messenger RNA from Trametes versicolor FP-101664 SS1, 663 nucleotides. RefSeq lists its product as uncharacterized. The record is from RefSeq and is a predicted model, not a curated record. Bases 1 to 663 code for a protein of 220 amino acids. The transcript has a single exon. Lineage: Eukaryota; Fungi; Basidiomycota; Agaricomycetes; Polyporales; Polyporaceae.
AUGUCCGUGUGCGGUUCUCGGCGCACGCUCCGCACGGCCACAAAAACCCUUGAGGAGGUCGCAGAUCCUCUGCUCGAGAACGCUGCGACGGCGCUCACGGAUGCACGCGAGCUCUGGUUGGCGGACGUGUCCAGUCCCACUGCCCAUCCCCCCUCUCCCAGCCAGAUCUCCUCGCUCAAAACCAUCGUCGCAGCCAUGCCGCGCCUCGACACCGUUGUCCUCGCUAACCACUUCCAGGCGGUCUGGGCGGAAGGCGGACGGCCCAGCCUCUUCCUGCUGCCCGACGCCCGCGACGCCCGCGUCCGGCCAAGUAUCACGACGCUGCGGAUCGUGCACGGGUACGGCCCGCACCUGCGCGAGGACUGGGAGAUGCCGCGCGACGGCUCCGCGCCCGUCAUGCCCCCGCUCGACCUCACCGGCCUCGUCGACGAGCUCGCGUCGGGCGCGUACGACUAUCUUGAGCACCUCGUGAUCGAGGUUCCGGGCCACCUGCGGUGGAUGGACGUCGACGGCGGGGACAUCGCGCGGCUCCGCACGCACUUCAAGACGACGCAGGUCAGGAUGGUCGAGGAGACGCCUACCAUGGCUCUCCCGGAGUACUGUGUCGAGAGGUCGGCGUGGCCGCCUGAUGUUAACGACCCGUGGCCACAUAGGAUUUGGUGA